AUGAAGUUCGCCCAAUUUUUGCUGGCCGCCACAGCCGCCGCCGUGUCGCAAGCUUCUCCGAACCCCGCACGCGGGCAACAGCAGCCGCUCCAGUCCAUCAGCACUAUUAACACACAUUCAUUUAUUGAAAACUUCAUCAGUAGUUCUCCUUUGCUCUCACUACACCGAGAUCUUGUGGAGAUCUCUUCCAUCUCGGGCAAUGAGAGCGAUAUCGGUGCCUUCAUCGCUCACUUCCUUGAAAAGAAGAGCUUUACGGUUGUCAAGCAGAAAGUCGCGCCCGUCCCUAAGAAGGACGAGGAUGAGUCCGAGCCUUUCAAGCCUCGCUAUAAUAUCUAUGCAUACCCAGCUUCUCACUCUAAGCCGCCGUCGAUUCUUCUCUCCAGCCACAUCGAUACAGUCCCUCCCUUCAUCCCGUACUCCGUUCACGAGCCCGAAUCCGGGCUGAACCACAAAUCUGAUGUGGAAAAUCUCAUCAUAGCUGGUCGUGGUAGCGUCGAUGCAAAGGCUAGCGUUGCAGCUCAGAUCUUCGCCGCCCUCGAAACCCUAGAGAAGAACCCGGAUGCUAAUAUCGGCCUGCUCUUUGUUGUUGGCGAGGAAAUCGGUGGCGAUGGAAUGAAGGUUUUCUCGGCAUCGGAUCUGAACACUAAAGGUGCAUACCAUACUGUCAUCUUUGGUGAGCCAACUGAGGCUGCCCUUGUUUCUGGCCACAAGGGUAUGCUGGGCUUCGAGGUCCUGUCUCAUGGGAAGGCCGCCCACUCCGGAUACCCGUGGCUUGGCCACAGCGCUGUAUCUGGAAUUAUACCCGCUCUAGCUCGCAUCGAUAAGCUAGGCAAGAUUCCCACCAGCGAGGGUGGUCUGCCUUCUUCCGAGAAAUACGGUGAAACCACAUUGAACAUCGGCGUUGUGCGUGGUGGUGUUGCAACAAAUGUUGUCCCUAGUGAGGCUCGGGCCGAUGUAUCAGUUCGCCUGGCCGCUGGUUCGCCAGAGGAGGCUCGUGAAAUUAUUAUUCGUGCUGUAGAAGAUGCGACUCGUGAUGUGGAUGCUGAUGUCGUUGUUGACUUUUCUACUCAUUCGGAGUCGUAUGAGCCUCAGGACUUGGAUACUGAUGUUCCUGGCUUCGAAGUCAUCACCGUCAACUACGGUACUGAUGUUCCCAGCUUGAAGGUCCGCGAUGGUGUGAAGCGAUAUCUGUACGGACCUGGCAGUAUCUUCGUUGCACAUGGUGAUAAUGAGGCUUUGACUGUGCGCGAGCUCCAGGACGCAGUUUCCAGUUAUAAAAAGCUUAUAGAUGCUGCUCUCAGUCGGGAGAAGUAG
Penicillium taxi is the source of this 1314-nucleotide messenger RNA. RefSeq names its product M20 family metallopeptidase. The record is from RefSeq and is a predicted model, not a curated record. NCBI's taxonomy places the organism in Eukaryota, Fungi, Ascomycota, Eurotiomycetes, Eurotiales, Aspergillaceae. Bases 1 to 1314 code for a protein of 437 amino acids. Gene Ontology annotation, molecular function: hydrolase activity. The transcript has a single exon.